ACCGGUACUAAAAUAAUUCAGCGCUAAACUGCUAUUAGCGUUAGCUAACCAAUAAUGAACCACUUGUUAGCUUGUAGCUAUAUGUUGGUCAGGACCAGGUGCUCCUAGUGGACCAGGAGAGAAAAAAUAAAAGGAGUAGAUGAAGAGGGGAUGUGUGAGAGGCAGCAGAGCCUGAUGCAGCAGGUGCUCGCUCACAGGAAGGAGGGUGAUGGAGACGCCCUGAGCUGCAGCACUGACAGGUGGUCCCCUCCCUCCACACUGCUCUGUGGCUCAAACUACUCAUGUGACUUCGAAGAGCAGGCUGACUCGCUUACAUACAAAACCCAGGAAGUCAAGACACCAAAUGAACAUGGUAGAAAAAUAGGUAACAAAGAGACCCACAAGAAGAAGACAAACCAGAAUGCAAACCGCCACGUCCCGAAGCUGCCCCCGAUCAAGCCCCCCCAAGUUUCUAAGCCUAGCAUCCUGUCGGCAAGCUCCACCUGCAUCAGGGACCUGAAGAGCCGAGUGGUGGAUCUGCAGCAGCAGCUGAGCGAAGCCCAGACAGAGAUCAAGCUGCUGAAGAGCCUCCAGCACCGCCACACGGUGGCACUGCAGCACUUCCAGGAGUCUGAAAGCAGCAUCUCACAGAUCCUCGCCAAGCACAGCAACGAGACCCGGGUUCUGCAGCGGCUGCUCAGUGAGACCCGUCUCUGCCGUGACAGUCUGGCCAGGCAGCUUCAGAGCACAGAGAGUAAUCUGCGCAGCACAAAGGCCAGUCUGCAACACCUGCAGCUGCUCAGCCAGGACCACAGCCUGCUGCACAGAGAGGAGCUCUCCCUCAGGCUGGACAGGGCCUCUGCACAGCUGGAGUGCAAGGACCGGAGGAUACAGGACUUGGAGAAGAACCUUGAGUUGAGCCAGGCCUCAUUUAACCGCCAAAUAUUCGCCCAACAAAGAAAGAUCAAUGAGGCCAGGAAGAUUACCGGCUACCUGCAAGAGCAAAUAUAUCACAUGAACAAAGAGAUCCAGGAUAGAGAGAGAGAACUGGAAACACACAAUAUUUACUCCCAAAGAUUCCUAAAAGGAUCUGCAAAAAAAGGAAAACAAACCCAACAAAGUAUCUUUUCUUUUACAGGCAGCAAAAGUAAGAUGGUUCAGACGGAUCCAUUAGUCCAUCUCUCUUAUGAUGCCGCAAGUCUUUUGGAAUUAAAAUAUCCAGAAAAGCUGGAGGAGCAGGAGAGCUCUGUGAACCAGGGUCCUUACAAUCCAGUGGAGGAGUCUUUGGCUAUAAACAAUCCAGAGACAGGUGUUUCCGCAGAUCUCAUGUUAGAAGAGAAUCACCAAGAGGAAACUGAAACAUGUGCAGAAAAUCCAAAGACAGAGGGUUCUGCAAAUGUCACGAUAGAAGAGAAUCACAAAGAGGAAUGUGAGACAUGUGCAGAAAAUCAAAAGUCAGAGUGUUCUGAAAAUGUCACAAUAGAGGAGAAUCACCCAGAAGAAUGUGAGACAGAUGAGCAGAGUAGUUCAGAUGAGGGCACAGAAUAUCAAUCUGAGGGAGACUAUGCCGAAGAAGAGGAGGAUCCAGAGGCCCUUGAGGCUUCAGCAGAGGAGCGGAAAACAGAGGACGAGACAUCCUAUAUUCUGGAAAAAUCUCUGAAAGCUAAUGGACCUGACAGACAAAGAUACAAGCUCCCGAAAAUCAGACGCAACUACACUUUUAAACAAAGUAUUGAGAACAUGCACAGUGGAAAACCGGCGUACAGCAUCUUCAGUGCCUAUCAGAGCGCCAAGAGCCCGAUGAAGGUGGACACCCUCAGCGGCGAUGGGGUUCAUGAACUCUGUCUACAUGCUAGGAAAUCCAGGAAGGGUGGAGCAGGCAUCCCUCAGGGCAAGUAGAGGGCAGUUUAAAACAGAAUGCACAGGCACAUCAGGAGCACUUCAGUCCACGUGAAGCCACUGAUUUUGGGAUUAAAAAAUGUAAGAUCCACUUAAACUGUACAGCUGACUUUCCUCUAUUGAGACAGCAGAUUCUCUUAUACUGAAGUAUUUCUCUGAAUA
Molecule: messenger RNA, 2040 nt
Organism: Eleginops maclovinus (Patagonian blennie)
Lineage: Eukaryota; Metazoa; Chordata; Actinopteri; Perciformes; Eleginopidae
Product: lebercilin-like protein
Exons: 11
Coding region: 151-1878 (575 amino acids)
Biological process (GO): intraciliary transport
Cellular component (GO): axoneme
Source: RefSeq, a predicted model, not a curated record